Messenger RNA from Epithele typhae, 759 nucleotides. RefSeq lists its product as uncharacterized. Lineage: Eukaryota; Fungi; Basidiomycota; Agaricomycetes; Polyporales; Epitheliaceae. The record is from RefSeq and is a predicted model, not a curated record. The transcript is spliced from 4 exons. The coding region runs from base 1 to 759 and encodes 252 amino acids.
AUGGCCUCCGUCUGCUCCCACGAAUCUUAUCCCACGAGCGUAGAUAGCCUGCUCCUCGAGCAUCCUGCCGCCUCCCACCGCAUAAAAUACCGCGGUGCCGGACCGCGCCAUCCAUUCGACUUCACGCUCGAGACCGUGAAGCAGCCAAUCGACACCUCGCUCAUCAUGCCUCACUUCCGCGCACACGCCCAGCCGCUCGACCACCGGCUCAGCAUGUACGUCGGCACAGAAUCUGCAGCGCCCAUCAAGGUCAAAGUCUGCCGACGGUUUAUGCCGACGCGGACAAUGAAGUUCAAGCUCGAGGUGCACUCCACCUCGGGCUCGGACGUCACCAUCUGGUUGCCCUCGGACUUCCGCGGCCACAUCCACCGCUCCACGUCCUGCAAGAAAAUCAUCUUCUCCGCCGGCUUCACGAACCGCAUCAUGGCCAACGUCUGCGUCACCCAGUCUCGCCGGCCGUCCGUCGUCUCCGUCGCCGACUCCGCCCCCUACCGCUUCUCCGAGAUCUUCGUCUCCUCGGACGCCGAGAAGCCCGUCCCCCCAAGCGCCUCCCCCGCGCUCGCGCGCGCCGCGGUCGAGGAGGACGAGGUCGUGGUCGAGACCGCGGGCACGGUCACGUUCCGGAUGUGGGACAUCCACGCCGGCGCGCCGGAGGCCCGCGCGAAGGAGGCGUGCAAACGCGUGUUCGGCCUCGGCUGGUGCUCGAAGCCCUCGCCAGAGGUCGCGCUCGACCAGUGGGACUUCCUCCUCGAGGACUGA